CCACAGUUACAGAACACCAAUUCUCGUGCUCAAUCCCUCCCAGUAUACAAUGGACGACGCAACGACUGAACUCACAGAGCGCUUCGAGCGCUACUGCGACACUAAAGACCAUGAACUGCCCGUCGAGGUCCUCACCGAGCUGCGGUCCAUGCUAAGCCUCUACUCUAUAUCGGCCGAAGAGCUGGACUUCAAAUGGCAGGCAUACAAUAUGAAGAUGGGUGGGGAGGAGAACAAGAUGGAUCUCAAGACUGCGCGCGACUUCAAAAAGACCAUUCAAGAUGCACUAGAGCGGGAGAGCAGAGGGAAAGCACAUCAGAGAAAUGAUAUCAAGCGGGGUCAGCCAACCCCGAGAGCGAAGGGUGGGGACAUGUAUGACAUACUCGGGGAACUGGUUCCUAACACACCACGCCCAACGGCGCUGAAUGGCGUCAACGGCAGUACUGUGAAGCGCAAGUCCAAUUUCCAAACACCAGGAGGCAAAGCAAGUAAAUCUCAUGAGAUGAGCUCACCAGCUGGAGUCUUGACACCAAAGGGUGAGACUCCGGGUGGAGCUGUCUUCGACUUUGCGUCCCGCACAAAUGCCAACGAUAUCACCGAACAGUUCAUGAGCACUGAAAUCACCAUCCCAGAUCCUCCCUCUGAAGAACCGAAAGAACCCCGCAUAAAGCUAAAGGCCAACACCGACAUGUCAAAAUUCUCCUACCGUACCAUGGCCAUGAAGCUAUCGGAAGCGUCUGAAGUCCUUGACGACAGAAUUGACGAGUUUCGCGAACUCAUAAGAGAAUCAAUGGGGCUAGACGACAAUGCAUUCGGAAAUCCCAACUACCAAUCUCCGAGCGAAGUAAUAGCUGUGGGUCGGAUAGCGAGUGAUACGAGCGAAGGCAAACUGAACACAGCAACCCUGGUUCUGGAAGGCUCACGAAGGUACGGCUCUGGUCGCCGCACACCCCUAGAUGUCGCUGGACUAUCUUCGUACAACUUCUUCCCUGGCCAAAUUGUUGCUCUGCGCGGUACAAACGCAUCAGGCGACUCUUUUGUCGUCUCCGAGGUCCUCUCAUUACCUCUUCUCUUAGCACCGGCUACGAAACCCGACGAGCUCGACGCAAUGAAUGCACGAUAUCUCGACACGCCGGACUCUGAUCCAGAGAACGUGCGCCCGUUGACCAUGAUGAUAGCCUCAGGACCUUACACUACAGAUCAAAACCUCGACUUCUCACCCCUUCAAACAUUCCUUGACAAUGCUGCCGAAGCCUAUGCAGAUAGCAUCAUCCUCCUCGGCCCUUUCCUCGACGCAGAGCACCCCCAGAUCCGAUCAGGAGACUUUGAUGCACCGCUGAAUGCCCCAUCCGACCAAGCGACUAUGGCUGAUCUCUUUCGUUACCAUAUCUCCUCCGCUCUGCAAACUUUCAGUAAGCGAGUGCCGACUUGUAACAUUCUACUUGUGCCCAGUCUUCGAGACGCACAUCACCACCACGCCGCCUUUCCACAGGACAAGUAUAUCAAGAAAGAAUUAGGUCUUGGUGCAGCGGGCAAAAUGGUACAGUGCGUUACUAAUCCCAUGACGGUGAGCAUGAACGAGAUGACGGUAGGCAUGUCGAGCAUAGAUAUCUUGGACAUGCUAAGGAGAGAGGAAUUGGCGAGCGGCAAGGCGCGGACAAUGAACACCUAUGAGCGCUACGCACGGCAUGUCAUUGAGCAGCGGAACUUCCUGCCAGUGUUCCCGCCCACUGGGAGGGAGAAGCAAAUGCCCCCUGCGCCGGUGGAUGCGCACGUUCUGAAGAAAGGCAACACAAACGGAACAACGACCGGCGAACAAAAAGAGGGCGAACAAGCAGAAGAAGAAGAGGAGCAGGGACCUAGCCCCUUCCUUCCCUUGGGAACAAUGCUCGAUACAAGCUAUCUCAAAUUGGGUGAGAUGCUCAACGUGCGGCCGGAUAUCCUCAUCACACCCAGCGUCCUUCAGGGGACUGUAAAGGUCGUCGAAUCCGUCCUAGUAAUCAACCCCGGCACCCUAGCCAAGCGCCGUGCAGCAGGAACAUACGCACGUGUCAUCGUGCAACCUGCAGUGAUCAGUGAUGCGGAAAGGGAGAAGGGUUUUGCAGUGUCGCAUAAGCUUUGGGAGAGGACGAGGGUGGAUAUUGUUAGAAUCUAGUGAAUUGUAAUUGGACAUGGGCAUUUUGAGCGUUUUGCGUAGCAAUUAUGAUACGUGGGUUUUGGAAUAACAAGGGUACGUAGGAAGUUGUUUACUAUACAACCGCGUUGCAUGCCCAUGCUUUCGAAGUUUGUCCAUGAUCACACGUGCAAGUACUUCUC
Cucurbitaria berberidis CBS 394.84 is the source of this 2313-nucleotide messenger RNA. RefSeq names its product DNA polymerase alpha, subunit B. Gene Ontology annotation, cellular component: alpha DNA polymerase:primase complex. Gene Ontology annotation, molecular function: DNA binding. Gene Ontology annotation, biological process: DNA replication; DNA replication initiation. The record is from RefSeq and is a predicted model, not a curated record. The transcript is spliced from 4 exons. Lineage: Eukaryota; Fungi; Ascomycota; Dothideomycetes; Pleosporales; Cucurbitariaceae. The coding region runs from base 50 to 2152 and encodes 700 amino acids.